UACUGUCAAUCGUGUGUUACCUCGUUGUUGUUCUUCCUGCUACACGCAGACGUUUCGUUAGCAUGAAGAUAACACUAAAAUCUAUGGAUUCUGGGACAUAAUUAGUGAAAUAUUGACUGUAUUAAAGCGCCCCUUCCCCACAUUCUUCACGGGUGAGGUACAAAUGGACAAAAAUGCCAGAAAAGUCCGGAAUCAAGACAUAAAUCCUUGCAUUGAAGAAAGUGAUGCUUCUCAAAAGUGUUUGGAUGCUUCCAACUAUGAUAGGACCAUGUGCACAGCCUUCUUCCAGAGUUACAAAAACUGUAGGAAAUAUUGGCACAAUAUAAUGUUGCACCGGAGAAGAGAGGGUGUCAAACCUGACAUGCCCACUGCUACAGAAAGGCAGGAGAUGCUCUCUGCUAUUGGAGGGAAGCCAUAUUGAGGAGCCAUGACGUUUAUAAAGAGACACCAGGGGGAUGACGUACACAUUCUGUUGAUACUAAAACACUGCACUGAGACUCUCUGCAAAGAAAAAGAAACGUUGUAAGCCA
Molecule: messenger RNA, 530 nt
Organism: Phyllopteryx taeniolatus (common seadragon)
Lineage: Eukaryota; Metazoa; Chordata; Actinopteri; Syngnathiformes; Syngnathidae
Gene: chchd7
Product: coiled-coil-helix-coiled-coil-helix domain containing 7
Exons: 4
Coding region: 164-421 (85 amino acids)
Source: RefSeq, a predicted model, not a curated record